ACAGCCUUCGUAAGUUAAGACGUUAUUUUUCAUUGAGGCUGGCAUGUUUCGUUAAAAUUGGCGACGACCAAAACAAUACGAGCACGUGGAACUCGUUGACGUCACUGUAGAGUAACUGGUUGAAUGGGUUGAAUGCAUACUGUCGCACUGUUACCUGUGAUACUGUCAAAACAAGUUGAAAAUUAAACGUGUUUUAUUUCAAUAAUAAUGAUAAAGAAGAAAAUAUUUGUCACCGUCGGCACCACCAAAUUUGAUGAAUUAAUCGAGAAGCUACUUAGUCGAGAGGUUCUAGAGGCCUUGUCGAUGAAAGGAUACAAUGAACUCGUUUUGCAAAUCGGUAAAACGUCGCUUAUACCAGAUUGCAGUCCACGUUACGGUUUUAUCAGUAUAGAAUAUUUCAAUUUAAGUCCAGAUAUCAUUAAAUACAUGCAGAGUGCUGACCUUAUCAUAAGUCACGCAGGAGCAGGAAGUAUACUAGAUGCUUUGGACAAUAGGAAGAAUUUGAUUGUAGUUGCGAAUGAAAAUUUGAUGGAUAAUCAUCAAAUGGAAUUAGGCGAGCAACUGUUUAAAGAAAGAUAUUUGUAUUAUUGUACGUGCGACACUCUGCUAAGAAUCAUUGAAAAUAUAAAUUUCUCUGAGCUAAGGACGUUCGUCGAUCUGAAAAGUAGAGCUAUUGCCCAGUAUAUAGACGAAAUAAUGGGGUUUUAAAGCAUAUAUCUCUUAUUUUUUAAUUUGGGAAAUAAAUUAACAUCAUUUGAUACAUUUUAAUUAUUUAAUACGUCUAACGUUAACUAUUAAAAAUAUAAAUUCCUCCAAGCUAAGGAAAUUUGUCAAUCGGAGAA
This is a messenger RNA of Ceratina calcarata, 842 nucleotides long. It is a transcript of the gene Alg13, whose product is annotated as Alg13 UDP-N-acetylglucosaminyltransferase subunit. The coding region runs from base 208 to 708 and encodes 166 amino acids. Gene Ontology annotation, biological process: dolichol-linked oligosaccharide biosynthetic process. Gene Ontology annotation, molecular function: hexosyltransferase activity. NCBI's taxonomy places the organism in Eukaryota, Metazoa, Arthropoda, Insecta, Hymenoptera, Apidae. The transcript is spliced from 2 exons. The record is from RefSeq and is a predicted model, not a curated record.